Molecule: messenger RNA, 2058 nt
Organism: Durotheca rogersii
Lineage: Eukaryota; Fungi; Ascomycota; Sordariomycetes; Xylariales; Xylariaceae
Product: isocitrate lyase
Exons: 4
Coding region: 199-1860 (553 amino acids)
Biological process (GO): carboxylic acid metabolic process
Molecular function (GO): isocitrate lyase activity
Source: RefSeq, a predicted model, not a curated record
GAUACUUCGUGUUGUGUGAGCUUCCGGCUUAUAGAUACAUCGUAUUGGAGCCAGUAGAAUUAAAAGACCAUCCAUUCCAUACAGUACACCUACCCGCUCGCACCUAGUAUAGGUAUACCUACCUGUGUACGUCAGCACCGGCCAGCUUCACCAACUCUCCUCAUUGCUGCGGUUAACUUCACCUACCUACCCGUAAUCAUGGCGUCGAACAACAUGAUCAACCCGGCCGUCAACCCGGACACCGAGGACGAGUUGUUCGCGCAAGAGGUCGAGGCCGUCAAGAAGUGGUGGAGCGAUCCCAGAUGGAGGUACACCCGGCGACCCUUCACUGCCGAGCAGAUUGUCUCUAAGAGAGGCAACCUUAAGAUCGAAUACCCAAGCAACGCCCAGGCGAAGAAGCUGUGGAACAUCUUAGAGAACCGCUUCCAGAAUCGCGAUGCUAGCUACACCUAUGGCUGUUUGGAACCGACCAUGGUCACGCAGAUGGCCAAGUAUCUGGAUACCGUCUACGUCUCCGGCUGGCAGUCUUCCUCGACCGCCUCGUCAUCUGACGAGCCCGGUCCAGAUCUGGCAGAUUACCCAUACACCACCGUCCCGAACAAGGUCAAGCACCUGUUCAUGGCGCAGCUCUUCCACGACCGCAAGCAGCGCCAGGAGCGGAUCAGCACGCCGCGGGCCGCGCGCGCGAAGCUGCCCAACAUCGACUACCUGCGGCCCAUCAUCGCGGACGCCGACACGGGCCACGGCGGCCUGACGGCGGUGAUGAAGCUGACGAAGCUGUUCGUCGAGCAGGGCGCGGCCGGGAUCCACAUCGAGGACCAGGCGCCGGGCACCAAGAAGUGCGGGCACAUGGCCGGCAAGGUGCUGGUGCCCAUCAGCGAGCACAUCAACCGGCUGGUCGCGAUCCGCGCGCAGGCCGACAUCAUGGGCGUCGACCUGCUCGCCAUCGCGCGCACCGACGCCGAGGCGGCGACGCUUAUCACCACCACCAUCGACCCGCGCGACCACCCCUUCAUCCUGGGCGCGACGACGCCGGGGCUGGCGCCGCUCGGCGAGCUGAUGGCGGCGGCGGAGCGCGAGGGCAAGACGGGCGCGGCGCUGCAGGCCGUCGAGGACGACUGGCUGCGGCGCGCGAACCUGCAGCGCUUCGACGACGCCGUGGUCGCGGCGAUCCGCGGCGGCCGCAGCACCCUGGUUAGCGGCGGUGCUAGCGCCGACGAUGUCGCCGCCCGCUACCUCGCGGCGGCCCGCGGCAAGAGCCUCGCCGAGGCCCGCGAGGCCGCGCGCGCCGUCGCUGGCGUCGCCGACGUCUUCUUCGACUGGGACGCCCCGCGCACCCGCGAGGGCUUCUACCGCCUGCGCGGCGGCUGCGACUGCGCCAUCGCCCGCGCCAUCGCCUACGCCCCCUACAGCGACGCCAUCUGGAUGGAGAGCAAGCUGCCCGACUACGCGCAGGCGCGCGAGUUCGCCGAGGGCGUGCACGCCGUGUGGCCCGAGAAGAAGCUCGCGUACAACCUGUCGCCGUCGUUCAACUGGAAGGCGGCGAUGCCGCGGGACGAGCAGGAGACGUACAUCCGGCGGCUGGCGCAGCUGGGGUACUGCUGGCAGUUCAUCACGCUGGCGGGGCUGCACACGACGGCGCUGGCGAGCGACCGGUUCGCGGCGGCGUACGCGCGCGAUGGCAUGCGCGCGUACGGCGAGCUCGUCCAGGAGCCCGAGAUGGCCGCCGGCGUCGACGUCGUCACCCACCAGCGCUGGAGCGGCGCCGCCUACGUCGACGAGCUCCAGAAGCUCGUCACCGGCGGCGUCAGCAGCGUCGCUGCCAUGGGCCAGGGCGUCACCGAGGACCAGUUCCACUAGGCGCGCGCGCACGCACGCGCACCACGAGGAGAGAAUGCGAGAGAGAGAGAGAGAGAGAGAGAGAGAGGAGGGGGGAGGGAGAGAGCGGGGAAAGAGGUGGUUGGUGAUAGGUUGGAGCAUGGUCUACGCAGAGUGAUGAGUACAAGAAUCGCACGCCCUACGGCCUUCCGCGCCGGGCACGUCUGGAUAGGUAUAUAA